CUCAGUGUUUGGCUGACCGCUGACCAAGAUGUUUGCCUGCGUCGUGCUCCUGCUGCUCUCUGGCGCCGCCGCUCUACACGGCUUGGACGCAGAGGGGAGAGCCAACCAAUGCUACGUGUGCGUGUCGCGGGAGUGGGAGACAGCUGCGUACGUCCGCUCCCGGCACAAUACAAGCAUCGAGCUCUGCGACAACUUCAGGGUUGGCGACAGCCGCUUCAUCCGCAACUGCCAGCCGCCUUUCCUAGGAUGCCUUACAACAAUCAACGGAAAACAGAUAACCCGUCAGUGCAGUGAGGACAGCUGGCAAGAAUGUCACAAUUUGAAUGGAGUCCAUUACUGCUACUGUCAGGACUCACUGUGUAAUGGCAACCUCGAGGAAACAUAUGCUGAGCUGGGAUCCCUCACGGAUGAUGAUGACUAUGCUUCAAUUAUUGAAGGCAGUGGUGGUGGUGGUGGUGGUGGUGGUGGUGGUGGUGGUGGUGGUGGUGGUGGAAACAUAGAAUACACUUAUACCCCUGUGGAGACAACUGAAAGCAAAGAGCAGUCACUUGCUUGUGCUAUUAUCCCAUCAUUUUGGUUCUGUUUUUUCUUAAAUUUGGCAGCAGCCAUUUUCCGUUAAGUAUCUAUCCAACUCUCUUCUCUAUCAUUAUUAACCCUCACAAACCACAGUCCCACUAUUUCAACAAUGUCGCAACAUAUUCCAUAUGCCAAUUAUAGACAUGUUACAUGUAAUAUAACCCUGUAGAGUCACCUUACAGCAACCCAGUAGUAAUCCCAAUAAAUGUAGUCAGUGAAAUGGUGACAAUUGAAAAACCAGAAUCAUCUUAUUUAGUAGUUUAAAACCGCUAUAAAUGAAUUCUCAAGAAAUAUUAAAUGUUGUGUGAAAAAGUUUGCCCAUAAACAAAAUAUAAACAUACAUCACUUAGCAACAUAGAACAUGAAUGGCUUCUGCAUUAUUUUUUGUUCCACUAAUUAUGUCCCCACAUGUCUGACAAGACUGUCUUUUUUCUGAAUUUCUUUUCUCCUUUUGAUUUUAGUUCUUACGAAACCUAGUUUUCAACCACCUUUCUUCUAGAAGCAUCCAUAGCUCUCAUUAUUUGUACAACAUUACAAUGGUGUCAUUUUCCAGGCAUUUGCCUCUUAUAGGUAUAUAAUAAAGUCAGUUAAAAUUCACCCAUCAUUGAUGUCUACUGGCCCCUCUGAUGAAAGUUCUUGGUCAAUUGAAGAAUAGCAAAAUAUGUCAAUGAUAGCAAAUUAUCAAGUCCAAAUAUGAUGUACAUGAUGUUUCAAAGUCCCUGUAAACAAAUUUCAUGCUGUACAAAACAAAGUUGUAUACAAAAAAUUUAUUAAGUAAUGCAUACAUUAAUUAUAUAAAUGUCACUGUUAUUGGUGUGGCUAUCAUAUCUCACAGAAUAGGCCACCUGUUACCAAAGAAUGUAGAGGUAAAAUUUAGUGUGAACAUGUGUCUGUGAUAUUUAUUUUUAACUUUUUAUCACUGUCUGCUAAUAACAAAUACUAAUGUUCUAGAUUAUAUGAUUUAUCCACCAGGGAUUUCAUUUAAUUUUCAUGCAAUAAAUUCUAUAAGCAUAAGACAUUUAUUUCUAAUGCAAUUACUAAUCUUUCUGUGAUCUCAGUACGAAAAAUUUCAUACAAAAAUGAACUUGCCUCAACUUUACUUGGUGAACUGGAGAACUAUUGUCACUAUUGUUGGUAACUUCUAGAGAACAAAGAAAACUUCAAAAAGCCCAAUUAUUGACUGAUAAAAUGGCCCAUGACAUCUAAAAUAUAUUUUUGUCUAGCUUUGUCUGAGGGCUACUUAUAUUAAAAUUACAAUGAAAUAAUGCUAAUAUAUUUUCAUUGUUAAAUGGUCCCUUUGUACGUUUUUGAUCUGUAUGAUUGGAGAUCUAUGCAAUAGUAAAGUAAGCAGCAACAUUCUGAAGGCCAUAUUGCAUGAGCCUUAUCUCAUAAAUCAUGUGCCUUCAUUCACUACCGUUCCAUCAUUUGUAUGGACAGAAACAUGCUCAGUUAUAAUAAUGUGACUCUCACAUUAGCAUUUUAGAUACAAAGAACAGAUGCUCAAUUUCUUUAGAUAGUUGUAAAAUUUCGUCCAGUUCAUAGUGAUCAAUAUACCUGUAUAUUUCUCCAAACAUACUCCAUGUAUAACAACUAUAACAAUACACUGUAGUGCUCUGAAAAUGUCUGUCUCUCAGAUAUUGUCUUUAUUACAUCAAAACUUGGCUAUAGUUGUUGUACCAAGACUUCUUUUCUACUUCAGAGAAAUUGUACUAUUUAUGUUUCAGCAUAACAUUUCAUUGUGAAAUAAAAUUUCUAUGCUGUUGUUAAGAACUACAAAAUGUUGACAUAUUUAGGUAACCUAGAUCAUUCUUGGACACGAGUCAUGUGUCUGUAUAAAAUUGGCAUAUAUGAGCAGAACAGAUGGUCCUUUACAAAUAUUGUGCUCUGUCUACAAGAUUUUUUUCCCUACAAGAACCUCAAGCAGUAACUAGCUAGAAUUCUUCCAAUGUCUUUGUAGUUCUUGAAAGGAAAGGUUGCUCCAGUGUGCAAUUAUACUCUUGUAAAGCUGUUGCUCUGAGCAGGAAAAAAGUAUACUACCCUCUCAUUACCUUAAUUUCUUUCUGACAAAUCUAUAGCUUCAGUCUAUUCUUUUUUUCAUCAUUCCAUGAAAUUUAUAUUCAGUUCAAUGCAUCAUAUUCUUCAAUUUCAUUGCUGUUCUACCUCCAUUCCCCUGUGUUCCCUGGUGGUACCUGUCAAUCACAUACUUACCUCAGCUAUAUAUCCUAGAAGUUGUAACUUGUCAUCACAUAACAGCUUAUAGUUUGCAUCAAAUGAAAUUCUUCAUUUUUAAAUGUUAAACUGUAGCCCGUUAUGUACCCAGUGCUAGCAACCUUCCAUCAAAAGCAUAAGAGAGAUUGUAUUGUCACUUUAUAGCUGUUAUUUAAGACACAAAAAAAUUAGACAUUAGUUACCAGUGGACAUGGAUUUACAUCAGUGGGGCAAGUUGAAAAUUUGUGCCAGACUGAGAUUUGAAUCUGGGUCUCCUGUUUACUUGGCAAAUGUGCUGACCACUAUGCAUCCGGACACACUGGUCACCACAAUCGAGAGGACUACCCUAGCUCACCUCCCAUCAGAUCCAAAUUCUCAACUUAUACCAUGCACCAAUGAUGUAGUGCCCCUGCUCACUAGCCUCAUUACUCUUCGCAUCUUACCAGUUCCCGUAAGAGUUCGAGCUUGGGCGCAUCUGCACUGAAGGGAUCAUUGCUGUCAUCACCAUAAUUGUAUGUGACACCAGAUGUUCAGGGUGGGCACAAAGUCUUGCACUGAUUAUAAAAAUUUAUAACAGAAUAACCGUUUGACAUAAUAAAUUAAAUUUGAUGCCAUUGCAUAGCUUAGUGUUACUAGUUUUUUUAAGGCCACCUACGUUAGUAAACCUCAACACGUGCUCCCUCCGUAGCUCGGAGAAUGUCGAGGCGGUAUCCCAGUUCCUGUCAGGUGUUUUGUAACUUGUAUUCUGUCACAGUACCCACAUCUGCUUGUAUCCUAGCCUUCAGUUCAUCAACAUUGGGAACUGGUGUGAUGAAGAAUCUGUCCUCGGUAUAGCCCCACAAAAAAGUCGAGUGUCGUAACGUCUGGAGAGCAGGGUGGCCAGGGUGUUGGACCAUUCCUUCCAAUCCACCGUUCCGGACAUUACUCCCCUCUCCAGACAUUACACCCCUUUACUUUUUUUUUCUGGGGCUAUACCAAGGACAGAGUCUUCUUCACACCAGUUGCUGACGUUGAUGAACUGAAGGCUAGGAUACAACCUGCUGUGGGUGCUGUGACAGAACACACGUUACGAAACACCUAGUGGGAACUGGAAUACCGCCUUGACAUUCUCUGGGCUACCAAGGGAGCACAUGUUGAGGUUUACUAAUGUAAGUGGUCUUAAAAAAACUAGUAACACUAACCUAUGUAACAGCAUCAAAUGUAAAUUAUUAUGUAAAACAGUUAUUCUGUAAUAAAUUGUUAUAAUCAGGGCAAAACUUUGUACUCAUGAUGUACAGUUACCACAAUAGCCGCCAAUGAUCCUUUCAGUGCAGAUGCCCACCAAGCUUGGCAACAUCCCAUGAGUAAUGAGGCUAAUGAGCAGGGCCAUUACAUCAGUAGUGUGUGGCAUAUGUUGAGAAAUUAGGUCUGAUGGGAGAUGAGCUAGGGUAGUCCAUGUGGUUGUGGUGAUAACUGUCUGGAUGGUGUAGUGGUCAGCAGGAGACCUGGUUUGCAUCCCAGUCUGGCACAAGUUUUCAACUUGCCCUAUUGACAUAAAUCAAUUCCCUAAUGUCUAAUUCCUUUGUGUCUUGAUUCAUAUUGACUGCAGGAUCCAAAUGAUGUCUGUUCUUUUCAGAAUGAUGUCUGUUCUUUCAGACAUGUCCAAAAGAAGAGACACCACAUAUGUUAUAGCUAUUAUGUGAUUAAAUACUAAAACAUUUGCUCAAGUCACUAUAUAUUAGUUUUUCAUUGUGUUAAAUUUACUGAUGAAUUCCCCUAAAAAAUUUAUUAAAAUUAAAUCUGUCACUGUGCUUAAUUUUCAUUUAGGGUUUUGUAUACAAAACUGUCUCAUAAGAAAUGCUCCAUCAGUUAACUAACAUCAUUUUACAUGUUUUAUCUUAACUGCACUGAAAAUACAAGCAGUUAGCUAAUGUAAAUUAUGUACCAUCAUCAUACCAUGAAUUUAAUCUUAGAAUCCAGCAUAGCAAUUUGACAGUUGAUUCAGCAGUAUUCAGUAACACCUUAACAUUUGCAUAAAAUGUAAAAGUAUUCAAAGUGAAAGAAAGAAGAAGAUAAGCCCAGCAGUUUUCUACAGAAAAAUUACUUGAUGAAAUAUGCACAUAGGUAUAUUGGCAUUGUUACGGUGCUUCAAAAAUGAAUGUGUAGAUUCUAUGAACACUUACAACAUUUUGGGAGAGCUUUGUGUACCCAGUACUGUAGAUGCUGAUCUCCAGUUGUAAUGCAAAAACUACAUUGCACUGGUAUGGUACUAAAAUAAAAAUGAACUAAUAUUUUAAUACGCUUUUUAGGGAGCCCAAUUAAAACUAUUUGCACGUAUGGGACCUAAGAUUUGGAGUGAACAAACCCCCAUCUCGCUUAAUUAAGCUAUCUUUGUCAAUAUUUAAAUAUUAAUUGGUCACCAGGAAUUUAAAAAAAAAUUAGAAAAGUCAGUUUUUUCCAUCAUUUUUAACUGUAGAACAUGUCAUUAAAAUAUAAGUGUUAUGACUAGAUUUCAAAUAUUGAUGCAGAAGAUGAAUACAUUUUUCCGAUUUCCUACAGUAUUUACUUUUAAAUCUACCAGACACCUGACGAUCAGCACUGUGAUAAUCCACCCCUGACAGACAUGAAUGAAAUAAUUAGAAAAACAGAGAGAAUACACUACUGCUGGUUACUUCCUCUUCUUUUUUCUUUUCAAAUCCAGGAUAUAUGAAAUUACUGUCAUUCACUGAUGUCUCAAAAGAAGUAUAAAAUUUGUGUCGAAAAGAACAAAAUCAUAACUCCUUGUUAUCUGCCUAGGGAAUUAAGUUUCAUGUUUUUAAGUACAAACUGUUAAGUAUACUUUAUUGUUAUUGUAAUUUUAUGGUUACUAUUAUUACUGUCAUAAUAAUAAUAAUAAUAAUAAUAAUAAUAAUAAUAAUAAUCAUCAUCAUCACCACCACCAUCACCACCACCACCACUACCACCACCAAUACAAUCAUCACCAUUACAAAUGGAGAUUUUGUUAUUGCAUCAGUCAUGCCACAAUGAUGUUGAAUGUUUAAUACAAUUUGUGUGAAAGUUCACAAAACCC
Messenger RNA from Schistocerca gregaria, 5833 nucleotides. RefSeq lists its product as uncharacterized. The record is from RefSeq and is a predicted model, not a curated record. Lineage: Eukaryota; Metazoa; Arthropoda; Insecta; Orthoptera; Acrididae.